Molecule: messenger RNA, 4038 nt
Organism: Athalia rosae (coleseed sawfly)
Lineage: Eukaryota; Metazoa; Arthropoda; Insecta; Hymenoptera; Athaliidae
Gene: Paip1
Product: polyadenylate-binding protein-interacting protein 1
Exons: 9
Coding region: 578-2152 (524 amino acids)
Biological process (GO): regulation of translational initiation
Molecular function (GO): RNA binding; translation activator activity; protein binding
Source: RefSeq, a predicted model, not a curated record
GAGAGUUAAUUUUUGUAUAAGUUAUUGAUAUUCAUUUUUAAUAUCACGCGGCAAGCGUAUGUGCGAAAUACGGUAGUAAACGAGUGAAGAGUAAUUAUACUGGUAUUCGAAAGGAAAUAUUUAUAAUCCGGUGUCACCGUAUAAAUAACCACUAAUCACUGCGUAGCGCAAGGUUGUAAGGAACAUGGCGACUGAUAUCGCUCUAUUUUUUAAUAACAAAUAAACGCCGUGUAUCGUGUGAAAAAACAAUAAUGGCGAUCUAGAGAGAAAAUUCACGGUUACUGUGUUAGACGAAUAGUUAUAUUUUGAGAUACUAAAUCGACAGAUAAGCUUAUCACGUACGUACAUAUGUCAUCCACCGUAAACGGUAUCGCGACUUGUCCUGAUCGAACAUUACUGUUAAAUAUAUCGUGUUCAUAUUUGUACCGCGUGCAACAUAUAAAUGGGGCUGAAUAAAUCUAUAUGCAAUUUUAACUAAACCGGGACUUGACCUCUUGAAAAAAUCGUUUCCAUUUCGAAUUUUGAAUUUCGAGAUCCAUUUAACCCAGUCAUUCAUAGAAGGGAAACAAACUAAAACAUGGAUCCUCUUGGGGGGGAUCAUCGAAUGAUAACACAACCCCGAGGUGGCCUGGGUCGCGGGCGUGGAGGUUGGAGUCCGCUUCCAGCUCAGGAAUCGAGAUCUUUGCGAAGACCUCAUCAUGCAUCAUCUAUCAGCGGAAACACAGGUAUGACGGACAACACUGGAACGAGGGCCGAUGGGGCAAAAGGAGACAUUGUAAAAUAUUCUACGCUCUCAGUGGAUGCAGCUGAAUUUGUACCUAAAAGCUUCAGUCCUGCACCACCACAGCAACAAUCUGGGUCAGGAUAUAGUCGUCCUUCGGUUCAAAACCGUUUGAAUUAUGCUAGACAAGGUCAGCAAGGGGGACAACAACAAGGUGUUCAACAACAGCACUAUGGCUCACAACAACAACAACAACAACGCUACAUUCCAGCACAGCAUAUGUAUGCAGGUCCACCGCAACACCAGCAAUACAAUCAGUACUCAAAUACUCAAGAUUAUGGAUACUAUGAUAGAGGAUCAGGAGAUCACGGCAGACCGCAGGAGGAUCAAAAUGGAGUGGGCUCGGCCGGAGAUGGUGAAGAAUGGCCUGGGAUGAGAAGUAUGAUGGGGCAGCUGGAAGGUGCAAUGCGAACGCUUACUUUGAGUCCUGGACGGUUCGAUUCGCUGGUAGCACCUCUGGUUGAUGGCAUCACCCCAUGUCUUACUAAUACUGCACAAACGCAAGCCAUUGUUGGAGCCAUACUACGACAGUCAAUAAGUGAAGGAAACUUCCGCUACAGUGGAGCCCGUCUCUGCACAUUUCUUGAUAACGCCUCUUUAAGCGAACGUGGGCCAUCUAUCUUCAGAGAUACUCUGGUUGGCAGAUGUCGUGAAGAGACAGAAAAGACAAUGACAUCUUGGGUUCAGAGAAGUACACCAGAAGAUGAAGUAAAAGAAAAAUCCUGCCAUGGGUUAAUCUUGUUUCUGGCUGAACUAGUCACUCAAAUGGAAUCAGAACCAGCUUCGGUACUGGGAAAAUUGUUAAUAGAGUUAAUGUCUGCUGUUUUACAACGUCCGGGCCAGAACUCUGCCAAACACAUCUGCCAGGCUCUCAAGUUGGCGGGCCAAACCUUAGAAAGAGAUAAUUCUGGCGGAGGAUCAGAGAUGGAAAGCGUUAUGCAAAGGCUAACUGGACUCGUUACUGAAGGUUUAGUCGAUGUUCAUGUAGGUCGCAUGGUUAAUAGUGUAGAUGAACUACGUCGAGGUAAUUGGGGCCGCAUCGUAUCAACUCAUGGGCUGUAUAAUUCUACUGUCAAUGCUAAUCCACAAACGCCGGCCGACACGACGCAGGAACCAAUGACCAACGAACCUGUAUUCUAUGGUCCCGACGGAAAUGUCUUAUCUCCAGAGGAAAGCAGAUUUUUACAAGAUCUGACUGGAGAUGCUCCUGACAUUGACGAUUACGGUGAGGGGGAACUCGACGAUGUCGAGGUUGAAGGAUCAUGGGUGGAAGAUGGGGACGAUGGCGGCAUGGAUGACGCCAUCGCGGCAGCCUAUGAAGAAUUUUUAAAGCUCGCCCCAAAUAAAAGAAACGGCACAGCUCGACGAUAAGCAUCUUACAGUUCUCAAAUUGUUACCUCCGAUACACUGAGCAACAUUUGAAUAGUAUAGACGUAUCAUCUCCAAAUAUCCAUUUAUUAGCAACAUUGUACUGGAAAAAAAAGAAUUUGUACCUUUAUCAUUGUCAAUAUCGGCAUUGCCUCUCGUUUUUUCUCAGACUCUGCUCGUGCUUGUUAUCCAUUUUUCAAUUCAAUAAAUCGGUACUGCGUGGUAUAGGAAUGUAACCCUGCCAUCGUUGCAGCUAUAGAUACACACAUAAUUUCUAUCUGUCAAAACAAUAGAAAUCUCAUUUCCUUUAAGACCCAGUUAAGCUGCACUCUUAUUUUAUUCAUCAGAGGUGAAAGGAAUCGUUUUAUCUUGUUCAAUAUACCGUGUCUAAUAUAUUAUAACCCGAAAUUUUAUUUACUAUAGAGUGAUUAGUAUUGUCUCGAUGUAAGCGAAACCAGAUGGGUUUAAUUUCGAUUGUCAGCUAAUGAUCUAUUUUCAAACAUGUUUCUCAAUCGUGUUCUGCUUGCAUCGAGUCGAUACAGUCCUUUGAUGAACUCCACUAAUUUAAGUUAGUUGUGUCCGUAACUGUAUAUCUAGAAUAAUAUUAACGAUAUAGCACCUUCUAACUUUUAACUAUCAUAUUCUCAGAGGAUAAAUGAUCAAAGCAAACGAAAAAAAAAGAAAUAGGAGGCGUUUUUGGUCUCUAAAUCUCUGUUUGCACGAGUUCAAUCUAACAUUUACCGAAUGUGAGAUAUUUUGCCCCUUCUAAUCUUGACAUUCAACAAAUUUGAAGCUUGGAAAUAGUUAUCUAUCACGCCUACCUAUGCUAUGGUCAGGUGAAUACAGUACGAUGAUUAUAUUCCGUUAUACUAUCUCUUAUUCAUUUGUUGAAUUUUUAGGUAUGGAAUUGAGAGACUUUUUCUAACAUCUUGUGCCUUUGCCAGGGAACGGUUCGUGGGAUAUAUUCUUUGUUUUCUUUCCACCAAGAUGCAAGUAAUUUAAUUUACAUUUCAUUGAAUAUAUACACACGCCUGAUGAGAAUAGAAAAUAGACUCUCCAAUUUCUACUUUACUUUUCUCAGAAAUUUACUCAACUAACCAGAAGUGUGCAAUCAAACAAAAGACAAAAAACAAAUAUAAGAUACCCAUUAAAAAAAUGAAAAAAUGAAGAAAAAAUGAAAAAAAAAAAAAAAUAGCUCAGAUACGUAAUUCGGGCAUAGGUUUAUUUCUUUAUAGUAAUGAGUGUUACGAAAAUGUAUCUCAGGCAGACUUGCGUUCAACAAAAAUUUACGAAUAUUGAUCAAAAAUCGAGAUAAAGGUUUUUCGCCGAUAACCUAUCCAGUCCAGUAGUUCUUUCAAUAUUUCAUACAAGAAUGCUCAAACGACCGUCGGUUUUUUGUUUCAAUCCAAUGUCGUUGCACUAAUAUUUUUCCCUGUUUUCUCUUAAAUCUAAGAUCAGAUGCUACGAGGAUGUGACAUGUAUGUAUAUGUUUAUAUGUUUACAUGUGAUGAUGAUUACAAUUUUUAUUUUUAUUUAUUUUUUUUUUUUGCCUAAGUAUUAUCUUUUUUACAUGUGCAUGGUUGUCGUAAUAAUAUUCGCAAUUGACGCAGUCGAUUGAUGCGAAUACCCCGAUAAAAUAGGUCAGUUGCAGACUUAUAAACACAAUAAAAGCUAUUCAAUUUUGUUUUAGUUUUGGGGCAUAAAAAAUGUAUUAUUAAUUUGCGUAGUAGGUUUAUAAUUAUGAAAUAGUUUUCAGUUUGAGCAUAAUUUGAAUUGGAAACGAACAACGAUCCAACAAAAACAAAAAAAAACCAAACAACGUACCAAGCAUUUAUUAGACAUUUUAUAAUGCUCAAUAUUAUAGUUUAACAAUAAAAAAUUCACAUUUC